AUGAGCACCACCGUCGUAUCAUCUCCUGGUAAAGUACUGGUCGCGGGGGGAUACCUCGUCCUGGAUCCAGCUUACUCGGGCAUCGUCGUGUCCACAUCGUCCAGAUUCUAUACCAUCAUUCAACCCGCGGCAGCCCCAAGCCAUGCGAACCAGAUCCAGGUGCUCUCCCCCCAGUUCACCCAGGCGUCGUGGCGCUACGAUGUGACGGUAGAACCCAAGCUUUCCGUCGUGCCCAAUCAAGAGAACUCCAGCAAGAAUAAGUUUGUCCAUCAAGCUUUGGAAAGUGCAAUACUUCUUGCUACCGAAAUGAAGGGUUCUUCUUCAGUACUCAGUGCUCUUGCCGCGGGGCUGGACAUCACCAUUGCGGGGGACAACGACUUUUACUCCCAAAGAGCAAAGCUCGCCGAAUUAAAGCUUCCACGAAAUUUGGAAUCCCUUACGAAAAUACCUCCUUUCGCUCCGACUGGAGGGUCGUUGGCGCAAGUACAUAAGACCGGACUGGGUUCCUCAGCAGCUCUCAUCACCUCCCUCGUUUCAGCACUUCUAGUCCACUUCUCAGUCAUCUCUUCCGCUGACCUCUCCGAAGACUCGGAAGGACGUCAUCUAGCACACAAUCUCGCCCAGUACGUGCAUUGCUUGGCACAAGGCAAAGUUGGUAGCGGCUUCGACGUUGCAGCAGCAGUCUUUGGUAGCCACCUCUACACCCGCUUUGACCCCUCCGUACUCGAGGACCUCAUGACAGGCGACACGACAUCACCACGUACACUUUUCCCAACUCUAUCGCCGAAGAAUAGAGCAUGGAAUCACAAGAUUCGCCCCUUCGCUUUGCCCCCUCUGACAAGGAUCAUGCUCGCGGACGUCGACGCUGGCAGUGAUACCCCAUCACUGGUCGGGAAGGUGCUGAAAUGGCGCAAGGAAAACGAUGCGGAAGCGCAUGCACUUUGGACAUCAAUUGAUCAAUUGAACCAGUCCCUCGCCAGCAUUCUGACACGGAUCUCUGAGCUCCAUGAUAGGGAUCCAGCUGUGUACAGUGCUGCGGUCAAGUACCUUUCCUCUCUGCAGCCAGUCCAGUGGAUGGCCAAUCCAUGGACGCCACCUGAAGAGGAGGACAUCAUGACUGCAUUCUACGAUGCCCAUCAAACGUCAGAGGCCAUCCGUGCAAAAAUGCGCGAAAUGGGGCGCUUGUCAGGGGUGCCCAUAGAGCCGUCUGAGCAGACCAAACUUCUUGAUGAAUGUGUACGGCAGGCCGGUGUUAUUGGCGGAGGAGUCCCCGGAGCGGGUGGUUUUGACGCCAUUUGGCUUCUGGUGUGCGACCCCGUUGAUUGUUCACCUGAUCAGAGGCCAACAGAGCGGAUCGAAUACGUUUGGAGCCAUUAUGAAAGUGUGUCGCCGCUGAUGGCAGUCGAAAGCAAGGCCAAGGGCUCCAGAACGGAGAACAUCGAUGACAUUAUGGGACUCAAGGACACAUUGCACCUUUCAUAA
Pleurotus ostreatus (oyster mushroom) is the source of this 1482-nucleotide messenger RNA. RefSeq names its product phosphomevalonate kinase (gene ERG8). The coding region runs from base 1 to 1482 and encodes 493 amino acids. Lineage: Eukaryota; Fungi; Basidiomycota; Agaricomycetes; Agaricales; Pleurotaceae. Gene Ontology annotation, molecular function: ATP binding; phosphomevalonate kinase activity. Gene Ontology annotation, biological process: ergosterol biosynthetic process; isopentenyl diphosphate biosynthetic process, mevalonate pathway. Gene Ontology annotation, cellular component: peroxisome. The transcript has 8 exons. The record is from RefSeq and is a predicted model, not a curated record.